Acanthoscelides obtectus is the source of this 5825-nucleotide messenger RNA. NCBI's taxonomy places the organism in Eukaryota, Metazoa, Arthropoda, Insecta, Coleoptera, Chrysomelidae. The record is from the annotation of a GenBank genome assembly.
AUCAGAUGUUGAAAUGUCAGAAUCAGAUGUUUGUUUCCCCGUUUGUCAAAAUGUAAUAAGAAGUGGGGUUGAUUGUAGAGCUUUUGUUUAUCUAUGUAAUUCGUAUUUUCUAGUGUAAAAUAUUGAAAAUUUUGUCAUAAAAAAUCUUGGUAAAAAUGGGUGCACUAUUGACUACAAGACAGCAUGAUGGUGUUGAGGAAGUGGACAUUGUGUCCAAUCAUGCAUAUAAGUAUCCUCCAAGAUCAGGGAAUUACUUUGGAAGUCAUUUCAUAAUGGGAGGAGAACGGUUUGAUACACCACAACCCGAGUCAUAUCUGUUUGGAGAAAAUUCUGACCUCAAUUUCCUUGGUAGUCGGCCUACACCUUUUCCAUAUCCUCCACCUCAGCCAAAUGAGCCAACAAAAACAUUAAAAAGCCUAGUCAAUAUAAGAAAAGAGUCAUUGAGGUUUGUCAGAGCCACAGGCGAUUACACAAAAGUGAACCUUGAUAAAGCUGACUAUAGAGAUGUUGAAUUAGGUACAAACUCCUGUUUUAAUAUAGAGUUCACAUUUGAUUGUGAUAUUAGGUGUGCUAUAACAAUUUACUACUUCUGCACUGAAGAUUAUACUGCUAAUGAUCCAUCAUUGGUCUCUGAAACAUUCCAUUAUCCAAAAGGAUCUAACCAGCAGUUUUGUCAACCUACACAUGUAUUCAACCCAGCUAAAUUCCCUGAAGACGAUCUACUUUAUGAUGUAGAUAGAGAACUAAUUCCUAUUGCAAUACACUGUGUUGCAGAUGAAGGACCAGAGGAUGUGAGGCAGUCUCAUACAACUAUAGCUACAGUAGAAAAAAUUACAGAUGGAACUUACCUACUAAAAGCGUUGAAGCAGAAAUUAUUUGUGGAUGGCUUAUGCUAUUUGUUGCAAGAAAUUUAUGGAAUUGAGAAUAAAAAUAAUGAAAAGGCUGGAGGUGACGAUGAAACAGAAGACAAUGGCUCUGAAUGUGUCAUAUGUAUGUGUGAUGUAAGAGAUACACUUAUUCUGCCAUGUCGUCAUCUGUGCCUGUGCAAUUCAUGUGCCGACUCCUUGCGAUAUCAAGCUAACAAUUGUCCAAUUUGUAGGGCGCCGUUCAGGGCCCUUCUUCAGAUUCGCGCCCUUCAAAAAAGUGCUAAUUCCAACUUAGCACCAAUAAGUGCACCAGACGGAAGUUGCGAUAACAUCCCACCAGGAUAUGAAGCAGUAUCUCUGAUAGAAGCUUUGAAUGGACCUUGUAUCCCUCGGCAGCCACCGUCUGCCAUGCCUGAUCUUGUCGAAACACCUGAAAAUGAGCAUGCUGUACAAGCAGCCCAAAUAUUAAAUAGGCAAUGUGAUAGAGGAAGUGAGCCUUCCAGUCCCGAGUACGGUCUUUCAACUGCACCACGGCGUGACGAAGAGAACAAAGAGACGAAGUAUCCACUUUUGGAAAAAGAAACUCGAAUCAAACAUCGCUCCCGAGACAGCGUCAAAUUGGUCAAUGAGAAAUUGGAGAAAGAUGAGAAUGCUGAUGAAGAUAGUGAAGCUGAAAAGUUAUCGCCACUACUUCAAAAGAUUGAUACGUCUGGUAGAGGAACCAAUUUGGCUUUAAAUAUGGUAGAUGUAGUAGACCCUAUUGAUGAUGCAGAUACAGACCAAGAGGAACAUAAUAUACAAGUUAAAGAAAAAUCUAAACCUUACGGUGGUGAGCGCAGUGAAGACUCAGACUGCUAUUACACCCCUGAUGAGCCUGCUCCAGCUGCAGGUACCCUCUACGAGGGAGGUUCAUUGGAAAGUACACCUCAACGUUUGCCUGGUACUCCAAUGUCUCACGCAAGUGCUAGAAGCAGUCAGGAUAGUUAUGCAAGUGGGUCUAGCACUAGACAUCUUUUGGCAGUAGCUGGCAACGGAGGUCAAGCAAAUGGAGAUCGCGCAGUGAACGUCUAGGGGUGCGUUGCGUGCUGGGCAGACCGCGGCUAUGGCACGUAUUUAUAGGCGGUAUGAGAAUAUUUGAAAAAUUUGGAACUUGAUGAAAAUACGCACAAGUAAAUUGAUGUUGAAAAUAUACAUACGCUCUAAGCAUCCAACAGAACAAAUUAUCCUGCUGCCAUGCAUUUAAGAUAAAUGUGUGAGUGGGCGUUAUAGCUAUUGGGUCAGUUAUUGUGGUUAAAAUCGUGAUAGAUGCAGUGCAAAAACGGUUAACGAUAUAUGCAUCUUUGUACAUUUGUAUCUUGAAACUCAUGGAUGGAAAAAGAGCAAAUUACUUUAGGCUAUGACCAAAUAAAUUGAAAAGAAAAACAUAUGCAAACGAAGUAUAGAAAGUUUUAAAUUGAAAAGUGAAGCGUCACCCCUUAGCGUUUUGUUUGGUGAAAGAUUAACUAAGUUUAGGUUAUAAAAUAUAUUUAUCCAUUUUGUAAGUACAGUAAGAGAAAGGGGUGCUUACCUAAAAUGUAUCUUUUACGUAAUUCUAAUUGCGUGUGCUUCCUAACUGUCUAUUGGUUGAGCACAAAUAUUAUGUCAAAUGUGUUUUCUGUUUCAUUAUUGGAUUUUCUUGUUGCAUUCCUAUAUUUCGUCUGAUGGUAACUUGGUAUCUUCUGUUAUGCUGCAGAGCAAAUCGAGGCGUCUAAUGAAAUAUGGGAACAUAACAGCUGAGGCUUCGAGAUUAUAUAUAUAUCCACUAUAUUUUUACUGUCAUAAAUAAGAAUUUUAAGAUGUGUAGUUUUAAGGAAACAACCAAGUAAUAAUUUAAGUCUAAAGGCUCUUGUAUAUACUCAUAAAACACAUUGUUUGUUCAAUACUUUAGGCAAUACCGUAAAUUUACUAUAGGAAAUCUUUAUUUUUUAUUUAUAAUAUGUCAAUGUUUAUACAACUUUUUAUUCUAUAAAAACACUUUUAGUUGCUGAGUGAAUAUAAUAAGACAAAAAUCUCUUAUUUUAACACCCAUAUAAUUAAAAUAUUUAUUAAUUUCCUUCAUAUCCCCGAAAUAUCAAUAACUUUAUACCGUUCCACUUCUUGAAUAAUUAAGUUUUCAGACUGUAUGCUGUUAAUGUUAGAAAAUCAUUCACUAUUUCCAGAAGACACCACACUCCACAGAUCGGAGGUCUUAAAAAGAAUAAGUAUUAACACGAGUUACAAUGUGUUUGUUACUUUUCCCUGGAUAUAUGGAUGAAAACGUUUCAUCUUCGUAUUUUCCUAGCCAAUGCAUGAAACCACACCAGCACACCACAAAUUUGUUUUCCUGGAGUCAUCUUGUUUGAAGUAUAGUACCCAAAAAUAAAACAAUAAAUUGACUUUGCUUUAAAACUUUAUAUUCAAAAACGACUGACUGGGCGGGUAGCCAAAACAUUGGCAAAUUAAUUUAGUAAACGUUUGUUUUCCCCACUGUACCCACUUUUUCAAAAAUAUAAGUUUCCUUUUUUAAUGUAGUCGAAAUUUGAGGCGAAGAAGGCGGCUCCGUCGGAAAGAUAUUGCCUAUCAGUGUUUUUUUAUAUUUUCGCGAGAAGCUCCAAAACAAGGUCCAAAAUGUUACGCAAAAGGUGAUCUACAGUUUUGAAUCGACUCCCUUCGAUUAUCGAUUUAGGUGACGACUUAUUUUGCAUUUGUGAAUCAACCCAAAAUAAACGUCAGUAAAAUAAUUUCCACAGAUGUGGUUUUAAUUAGCGGUCAGACAAUAUGGACUUCUAUUAGCAUGAAAAUCAUGAAAUAAGUUUCACAUGUUACAAUAGCUCAAAAUGUUGAAUUUUUUAACAUUUUUUCUAUAUGUAACCAAUAUAGAAGUUUCCAUGGUUGCAGAUGGAAAUAAAACCAUUAUUCUUGAUUCUUUAUUUGCCAUGUAUUGAUUAAAUGCACACUACAAACGAUAUUCUGAUUUUGUGAAUCUAGCGUGAGAGUUUUUAUGGUUUUUAGAGAUGAACAAAAUUUCAUGCACUAAGUGUAAACAUAAAAGUUAAAUAAAUUAUUUAAAUAAUGUAUAUAUUUUUAUGUAUAUCUAUGAACACAGGAUCCAAACCAACGAUUGUGUCUAUCAUAUAGCUUUUUGAGGUUUUUGUCAAAAUAUUUUGUUUGCUGCUCUAACGUCAGACACAUAAAUUCAAUAUAAGAGGCAUGUAUUACUGAACAAAUUUUUGCGCUAAACGCUCCCCAUGCAUGAAUUAAUGUUUGUGUAUCGGCUCACUGACAUUUGGUGCUUCACAUGCGAAAUUUUCCUACCGGAAAUUUGAACCCGGAUUAUUAUAUAUAUAUACAAUAUAAACCAUGAUGCGCUGAACGCAUGACCACUGAUCACUCAAUAACUUACAAUGUCUCGUAGGAGCAGCCACUAAGGUCACUUGUGCCAUUGUUUUUCCCCAGUUAGAAUACGGGGCAUUGUUAGACACAUAUAGGAGUAUAUAAAAAUAAGGUCACGCAAUCCAAAACGUGGUCGUUUGGUAGCAUGAUCUAUGAAAAUUGCCACAGCUACGAUUCUCCUCCCUGCAAUAAUUAAAUAAGUUUGAAAAGGUUAGUGUAUCAUAGAUGGCGCUGUUGGCAUGAAGCUAUAUGGUCAUAUAUAGUUGGCUACAGCGCCAUCUAUGCGAGACACUGACCGUUUUGAAGUAGAUUUCUAAUUAUUGCAGAGAGCUGUGACAAAUUCUUAUACAUAAAGAUACCUCAUUUCAUGUCGGAUGAUUUUUCGGACAAAUAUAGGAUUAUGUUGGUUGUCUUCAGGUGGAAUACGUUCGUUAAUCAAUAGCAUUUCUGAAUUCAAUAAUUUUUACUGUUAGAAAUUGGUUUUUACUCCACUAAAACUAGACUAGUUUUAAAGUAGUAUUAUUUGAAUAACUACACAAACUGAUAAACAUUGAAGACCUUGCGAUAUCGGAAUACUACUGGAUUAUUAAAAAAAUGUGUAAUCAUAAAAUAGGUUUGUUAUUAAAAAGGGAGACUGGUUCCGAAGAUAUAUGGAAUAACCGAUUUACGACCAUUUUUUUAUAUGGCGUCCAACCUGAUUUUCUCUUUCUCUUAUAGUUGUACAACAAUGCCCCGCUUUCAAACUGAGGGUAUAUAUUACGGCAAACGUGUUUUUAGAGGCUGCUCCAAGACUAAUGUAUAUGUGUGGUAUUUUUCAAAAAGCUACAAAAAAUCGAUAUUAAAAUAAAUACAGCACAAAUGUUUAUUAUAAUUUAUUUAUAACUGUCGUAUUUUAGGGACAAUUGCAAAAGAUUUAACUAACACUCCAUUUUAACAUUUUUUUUCGUUUUUAAUGUGACAAUUAUUAAUGUUAUAUGUAUAAGUACUUAUUUUGUUAAUUGCAACUAAUGCAGAAGUUGCAUUUUCUCAUAAUAAACGUUAAAUCACUAGUUCAUGACGUUACGAUUUUUUUUCGUGAUUUCGAGCGAAAUUGUAACUCGUAUCGAAAACAUAACUACGAUAUAUUUAAGCGGAUGCCUGUGUCCUUCCGACAAUUUACACUGUCGCUAUUGUUUAGAACCCAAUAUUUUUUCAUUCUAUAUUAUUCUAAAUCAAUGUAGUUUUUCCAGUUUUCUAUUGCAGAAGUUAGCGAUGUUGCUAAAUCGUUGAAAUCAACCAAAUCCGAUGUGCUGUUAGUACUGACGAAGUUUCUAUCAUUAUGAUCAAUAUCAAUACUAACUUACAUUACUCACAUAAUUAAUUGUUGUCUAGAAUCGGGUUACUUCCUUAAACAAUGGAAGAAAUCAAUAACUGCACCUGUACCUACAAACUUCAUUGCCAUCAAAUAUAUCUAAUUUGCCUCCAACCAGCUUAUUUCCUUUUUUUUUCUAACCUGCUAGACAAAAUUGCAAUCUGGCUUUCGCGCUUGUCACAGUAACGCAACAUCAC